Messenger RNA from Alternaria atra, 1005 nucleotides. RefSeq lists its product as uncharacterized. NCBI's taxonomy places the organism in Eukaryota, Fungi, Ascomycota, Dothideomycetes, Pleosporales, Pleosporaceae. The record is from RefSeq and is a predicted model, not a curated record. The transcript is spliced from 3 exons. Bases 1 to 1005 code for a protein of 334 amino acids.
AUGGCUCGCACUUCUGCCCUUCUCCUCUCGCUUCUUGCAGGUCAGGCCUGCGCUCAUACUUUCAUUUGGGGAGUCUUCGUCAACGGCAAAGACCAAGGUACAUUCAAAGGCGUACGCAUCCCCGCCUACAACGGUCAGAAUGGCAAAGGUGGCUACAACAACUCGCCUGUCAAGGAUCUCGACUCCAUCGACAUGCGCUGCAACGUCAUGGGUGACAUACAAGCUCACGACACCAUCAAAGUUCAGCCUGGAGAUAACCUAACGUUCGACUGGCACCAUGAGAUUCGUAACGACACAGACGAUGUGAUUGCGAACUCGCACCAUGGUCCCUCUCUCAUUUAUAUUUCGCCUGAUCCACCAACGGAGAACUCCUUCGUUAAGCUCUGGCACUCUGGAAAGUACGAAAGCAACCCGUUCCCACAGGCUGGAAAAUGGAGUACCACAAGUGACAUUGCAAAGCACUUUGGUCACAUGAAUGUUAGGGUACCUGAGGGUCUGAAGGCAGGUCAUUACCUCAUUCGUGCGGAGAUGAUUGGUCUGCAUGAGGGCGAUGUAAGCUUCGCGCAGAAUCCAAAGAGAGGUGCACAGUUCUACCCCGACUGCGUCCAAAUAUUGGUCGAAGGCGAUGGCGAGGUUGAGCUACCCGAGGGCGUAAGCUUCCCGGGAGCGUAUUCUUACGACGACCCUGGCGUCGUACACAACGUAUACUGCUCUACUGAGACUAAGAAGCCGAAAACCUCUACCACUCCCUGUGUUACCGACUACGUCAUCCCUGGACCUACCGUAUGGUCUGGUGCUUGGCCUGAGACUACUGCAGUCUCCGUUGGACCUGUGACGGGUGUUACAACAGCGACCGCGUGGAGCACAUGGAUUGGCACCGAUAGUGUGGUUACGAGCGCGACGUUUGCGGAUGUGAAGAGUCAGACUAUCGUAGGAAGCUCAAAGUACACUGCGAGUUGGAGUGACACAUAUGCUACACCUACGGCGACGGCUGCACGCUGGUAG